This is a messenger RNA of Rhodofomes roseus, 974 nucleotides long. RefSeq lists its product as uncharacterized. The record is from RefSeq and is a predicted model, not a curated record. The coding region runs from base 300 to 731 and encodes 143 amino acids. NCBI's taxonomy places the organism in Eukaryota, Fungi, Basidiomycota, Agaricomycetes, Polyporales, Fomitopsidaceae. The transcript has a single exon.
CUGAAUACUCGCAAAACAGGCAGCUAUGCUGUCAUGCGCCCCGCGCAACCACCUCCCGGACAUUUCACGCGCAAUGUGCGCUCAGAUACGACAGACGCGGCUGGGUGUAUCUGCAGCCUGUCAUGGCAGACUGCAGCCACCCCCUGUAAAUCACCCGUCCAUCCUAUACCGUGCACUAGCGCUGCAUCGCAGCGACGGGCGUCGGGCGAUACGCUGCCCCUGAUCGGUGCGGGCAAUCCCAAUCGCUCGUUCCUCUCGCGGAACACCUUCGCGCUGAAUCGCCGACGCCGUACACACACAUGCACGGGCGCUGUUUUACGCCCAGCAUCCGUGUCCGCCCCUCUCUUUUGCUCUUGCGUGCUCUCACCGCCACACCUAUCGCGCACCGGCACACGGUUCUGCCCUGCAGACGAGCCACGAUUUCUCCGCACAAGCAGCGUGCAGUGAGUGUACAGAUCUGCGAACAAUCACCGACUGGCGCGGACCGUUACACACCUGCGUCGCGCGCGUCUGCUUACGCUCCCGGCGCGAUCACGCGCGCGGUAUGUGUCACUGGCUCGCCCGGUUCUCACUCUCUUCGCUGCCCGAAGCAGCGGCGGAGAGGCACCGAGAGUUGGUCCAGACAGCCCGGACGACGCCCGAGAACCGCAAUGAAUGAAAGGCAUUGGGAUUGGGACAUGCCCCGGGAGACUCGUCCAGACCGUGGCGACGCUCUCGGGCGUAUUGCCUGAGACGCGGUCUGUUUACGGAACUUGGACAUGCGUGGCGUUGGGCGUGUGCGUGCGUCGUCCGCGUCGGAUAGAGCCCCGUGAGCCGGAGCCUGCAGCGAACAAAGCAGAGGCUGGAAACGGAUAGAUAACGGAGGUGGCUCGUCCGGGACGAGUGAGCAGGCUGACGAGGCGCCGGAAGAUUGAGAUUGACAGCGUUCAUGAGACGUGUGCAUUGCAUCCGUGCAGCUGGCUAGUAGAUGGGUG